AUGAGUAGCCCAAUAGCUUCGGGCAGCGUCUCGCCAACCCAGAAUUCAAAAGCAGAAUGUCUGGGUGCAGAAAUAUCCAGCAUAAACAAAAGCUUAUGGGAUAUGUUUACCGCUGCUGCCGAGAAACAUCCGAACGAAGAAGCUGUCUGUUCGCUGUGGCAGCCUUCAGACCACCUUAGUUCACGAUUUGAAUUUGAACAAGUAACUGCUGUGUCACAGACAGUAUCAGUGAUCAAUGACGACGAGGUUGAAACACUUACACCUGAAUCAUCUUCAGCACCACUGAGAUGGACUUAUUCUCAGCUCCAUCAUAAGGCGGAAACACUGGCAGUUUGGUUAAGUUUUGGUUAUUUUGGACCCAAAUACAUUGCAUCUCCGAUUCUUGAAAACCUCGAUGGCGUGAAAGUCAAGAUAUCCCUGUCAAAUAUCCCAGAUGAAAGUAUGAAUUGGCAUUCGUUGCCUGAAGUAAUGAGCAGCUUACCGAAAGAAAGCAGCUCAUUUGUCCCUUCAGAGGAUGUUUCUGUGGUGCCCGGUGAAGAACUUGCAAUGAUUCUCUUCACUAGCGGAACAACUUCAUUGCCCAAGGGAUGUCCUCAUACCGCCUCAAACAUCUGGUCCGCAACACAUGACUACGAUCCUGUUGCCCCCAAAGAUGGCCGACAGCACAAAUGGCUCAUUCACACGCCCGUUUGGCACAUAUUUGCGGUGGGCCAAACCAUACGAGGUUGGAGAGAUGGACGCUCCGUGAUAUUCCCUGCCGACAAAUUUGACGUGGUUGCCUCAUUACGAGCCCUUCAGCAAGAGAAUAUUACUCACAUUGGAGCUGUGCCCCUAUUAGCGAAAGCACUUGUGGCACACCCAAAAUUCCCUGGCAAAGAUUCGAUAUCUCUACUUUAUGUAAGCAUGGGAGGAACUUUGAUCAAAGACGAAGACGUUCGAUUCUGUAAAGAGAAUCUUGGUAGCGAGGCAGUCAUACAAGGAUUUGGUAUGACGGAAGGUUCUCCUAUGGUAAGCUGGAGGCGCAGCGACCCGUUGCUCAAGAAUGGCCACCAUAUCGGAGUUGGAAAAGUUCUGCCUGAACUGUUUUAUCUUGAUGAUGUCGGGAAGUGGUUCAUUACUGGCGAUCAAGCUCUGAUAGACGGAGAUGGUAUUCUCUACAUUAAUGGUCGUUAUAAGGAUAUCAUCAUUCGUGGAGGAGAAAAUUUGGUUCCGUCGAAAAUAGAACAUUGCCUCCAAGACCUUGGCGUAAUUGCUCAAGUAGUUGGAAUCGAGGAUACCAUCGCCGGUGAGGUACCAGUCGCGGUCCUACAGACAUCUCCCAAAGAUAUCACCAAAUCGAGCAUGACUAAGGCCGUAGUUGAAAGGUUGGGUCCAAUAUAUGCACCAUAUUCAAUUGUGACAUUAGAAGAUCUUCAACUGAAGAUGUUUCCGAUGACAGCGACGGGAAAGGUUCGCAAGCUCGUGUUGAAAGAUAUUGUCAAUAAGUAUUUUGCUACAAUUUCAGAGGCUAGAGAAAUAUCCCCGAACGAGCAAAUAACAAGCCAAUUGCGUGAAAUAUGGGUUGAACUCAUGAACACUGUGCCAGAAGACAUCCCAAUCACACAUUCUGUGACAGAAUUCGCCGAUAGCAUCACAGGGUUGAGAUUCUGUAAGCUUUUAUGGAGCAGAUUUGGUCAGAGACUUUACUUGCCAGACCUAGAAAGAAACAAGACCAUUGAGCAGCAAGCAGUGCUUCUGGUUGAACGUAUCUUCCACGGAAAUUCAUCCACCAAACUUUCAGACAAUAUGUCUGGAAGCGAGAGGGAAAGCAGUUUGAUAGCAUCUAGUCAAUCUUCUUGGGAAGCAUCACAUUCGGAGUAUGGAGGAGAUGAUCUCCAAUACCAGGAAGGGUUGGCUAAGUCCGCGAAUGCAGUCAUGCACAAAUUCGGCUUGACAUGGGAGAACGACGUCGAAGAUAUUUUGACCAUCAAAGACACGUUCCAGGAGUUUGCGAAAGGGCAAAGACCACAAUCAUAUCGUCACAGAAUAGCCUUCAAGGUCAACAAUCACGAUCCUGGUCAGGUUCGCGCAGCAUUGGAGAGGUCUCUUCUGAACCGGCCAGUUUUGCGCACAGUCUUAAUUAUAGUUCCAGGUGCGGCAGCUGUUCAUGCAGUUCUCCGCCCAUCCCGAGCUGUCUACGACAUUCUCAUCACGCAAGAAAGUUUUUCUCACGAGUCAGAGGUACAAGAAUCCCUUGUUGAUGAUUUCGACGAAGGAUAUGAAUCUCGGAUGCUCAGAGCAAUAAUUGCAGAUGUUGGGGGGAAAAGUACCGCAUUGAUCAUAACUUUGAAUCAUUCCGUCUUUGAUGCCUUGUUCGCAUAUGCCUGGUAUAGUGAUCUUGACAUGUUUAUCCAAAAUCCAGAGGCCAUAUCUACACCUAAUACGCCCUUCAAACUGUUCGCCAAUGUGUAUCAGCAGUACCAAGAUAGUUCGCUCGCACUAUCAGAUAUCAACUUCCACAUCAGGAGGCUUCGAGGUAUUUCAAGAUUCACCUACGCAUUAUGGCCAUCGAAACGAGCUCCUGGCUGGAUGAUUGGGAACGAUAAAGGGUCGAAGAAUUUCGUCGCGCGGGAUAGCAUAAGGAAUAAGCUCAACUCGAUCCCACAGCCACGUCCCAGACUUGCGCGAAUACAAGAUUUCCCUAAUAUGGAGCGCAUCCGAUCUCAGUACUCGGUUCAAGCAUCAGUCAUUGUUAAAACUGCAAUUUCUCUUUUCAACGUUAUACAAACAGGGCAGCAAUAUGCAAUGUUCAAGAACUUCGACGCAGGUCGCAGAUGGCCAUUUCUCCCCGAGUGGAUCGCAGAUCGUCUGCCUUCUGCCAUGAGCAUCGACGGCCCCACUUUGACUUGGACUAUGAACAUGAUACAAAUCAAGCCAAAAGAAACGUGUGGUGAGUUGUUGACAAGAAUGAGCCAAGAUCAGGAAGCACUAAGUUCUCACGCUCAUGCACCAUGGCAUAAGAUCCUUAGUGGGCUAGGCGAGGACGAGGGACCGAUCGUAAAAGAGGCUGCGAUGCGACAAGUAUUCAACUGGGAUUGGCUUCUUUUGGAAUUGUGGUAUGUCGAACAAGGAACGCUUCUGCUGUGUCGUAUCCUGGGACGAGACGCAAUUAGAUACCAACGAAGUCAAUGGCUACGUGAGCAAAUUGCUUGA
Sclerotinia borealis F-4128 is the source of this 3192-nucleotide messenger RNA. NCBI's taxonomy places the organism in Eukaryota, Fungi, Ascomycota, Leotiomycetes, Helotiales, Sclerotiniaceae. The record is from the annotation of a GenBank genome assembly.